AUGGACCCCCUCUACGAGUCCCAAGCCCAGUUCACCAUCUCCCUCCUCCCCGUCUCUCUUUCGCUCGUCCACAUCCCCCGCUCCCGCCUCACCCAGCUCUCCCAUCCAGUCCUCCGCCUCAUCCUCCAGCCGAAGCCUGCGUUCCUGAACAUCACCUGCAAUGAAAUAGAGCUCAGCCUCUUUGCAGAGCACCAGAUGCUCGAGGACUUUGAGUUGCUCGCUCGUCGCGACCGCCAGCGGCAGCGGGCACGCUCAGGCUCCACUGCGAGCAGGAAGAGCAGCUCCAGCAGCCUCGUGGAACCGGUGGAGAUGUCGUACGAGAGGUGGAAUGUUCUCCAGAUUGACUCGCAUAGCGAUGCGCUAGAGAACGCCGGUUCCAGGGUGAACGAGCUGUCGGCACCGCUAGCUGCUGCAGGUAUAUCUAUCCUGUACCAAUCUUCGUAUAUGAGCGAUUUUAUAUUUGUUAAGGAAUCCCGAUUGCAUGAGGUGAUGAGUCUGCUCGCCCAGGCGGGAUUUGACCUGUACUCUGCUACUCAGGAUCCAUGGACAUUGUCACCGACAUCUCACGACAUCAAUGCAAUGGUCGACAUGUCCACAACUACGAUAUUGACCAAGUCUCGCAGUAGCAUGGACAUAACUUCGUCGACGUGCACAUCUCCCAAAAGCCAGUCGCCUGAGCGAACUAGACCGUCGCUACAACGUCAAAAGUCACACUCGCCUACAAACGUUGAUAUAGAUGUCCUAGACCCCGACCUCGCUUGCGUAGGUCUCUCCGAGGAGAACAUUGAUAUCUGGAGUCUGAAGAUCGUAAAACUCGUUGCGUUCCCCGACCUCAUCCACUCAUGUCGUAAAUCGUCAACACCCGCUCCCAUAUCAAAAGCCGGACAGUAUUCGGCCCUAUUCGGCGCUCCAUACAGCUCGCUGUCGCCGACUUCCUUAGACUCCCCCUUAUCGUCAUAUUCGACGUCAAGUGACGAAGAAGGGUACUUUUCCCAGUCCCCCAAAGAUGGGAACUACUCCAAUGGCUCUCUAACGUCCGCCUCGCGCUCUUACACGGACCUAUCUAAUCUAAUGCCGAAUACAUCUCCCCUGAAGUCGGCCUCAAAACACGUCGUUCCCUCCGCCCCCCUUGAUGCCCACAAACUAUCGAACUCCCUCAUCUCAUUCAAAAAAGAUUCUUCCGUGUCCUUCUUUAGCUUCACAAGGACAUCAGAAGGUUCGUCAUUAACGUUAGACGUGUCACUCCUUGCCACGCUCUUCCCGCCUCAAGAACGGUUCAUGGUCAUAUGUAGCGGAGAGUUUGAUGCACUUAGCGAGUCCGAGCUCGAUGACCAGGACUGGGAUGCCCCAAGUACCACGCACAAGUGUCUCCAGAUUGACCUGCGACGUUUCGGAUUAGAUAAACACGGUCUCGUGAACCGCUUCUCCAGAGUUCUUGAGGAGAAUCAUAUCAACCACAUGUAUAGCUCGACGUUCAAGACGGCAAACCUACUGGUAACUCCUUCCUCUGCUCGUUACCGAGUCCAGACCUCGCUAAUUCCUUCCAACACGGACAAGGACGAUAUACCCCCUCCUAGCGAACCCUCCCUAGCCAUCGCUUCCGCGAUUCCAUUGUUCACAGCCCUCCCAACCCUCCCAGUCGCUAUAUUCGGCCACCUCGCACAUCCCUCGCUCUCUUCAACCGACCCCAGUCCGAAAUCCGCCAUCCAGACAUCGGCCAUCCAUCAACCAACCGCUUAG
Pleurotus ostreatus (oyster mushroom) is the source of this 1740-nucleotide messenger RNA. RefSeq lists its product as uncharacterized. Gene Ontology annotation, cellular component: cytosol. Lineage: Eukaryota; Fungi; Basidiomycota; Agaricomycetes; Agaricales; Pleurotaceae. Gene Ontology annotation, biological process: cellular response to L-arginine; regulation of intracellular signal transduction. The transcript has 5 exons. Bases 1 to 1740 code for a protein of 579 amino acids. The record is from RefSeq and is a predicted model, not a curated record.